Molecule: messenger RNA, 657 nt
Organism: Paramecium tetraurelia
Lineage: Eukaryota; Ciliophora; Oligohymenophorea; Peniculida; Parameciidae
Exons: 2
Source: RefSeq, a predicted model, not a curated record
AUGUUUUACUAUAGUUCUCCCAACAAUAUGAAUUACCAUCAUCUGGUGCUUGAAGUAGCUUUAAAAUAAAAUACCACUCUUAUUUUAACUAGCGAAUGUCCUUCCCAUUUUUAGUCUUGCCUAUUGAAAUAAGGAAUAAAGAUGGAUGAUUUAAUUAAGCAAUAAAAACUACAAAUCAUAGAUCUAUUCACAUAAAACACUUUGUGGCAAGAAGAAGAAUUACCACUAACUGAGACAGCUCCUAAAUUAUGGUCAGACCCAUAACCCUAUUAAAAGGAUCUGUCGAAUUAUUUAUUGAGCUAAGUUAAGUAGAAAGUUGUCAUUUUGGAGAAUCUGUCCUUCUUUGAAAUAAUGUGUAACGAAAGAAAACUAAAACCUUUAAAAAUUAUAGAAGAAUUAUUAACAAAAUGUGAUUAAUUGCAUAUUUUUGGUUCUAAAUAACCCUUAAGUUAAGAAAGCGUGUCUCUAAUCAAUUUUAUCAUUAAGCAUUCAAUAAGUGUGACCAAUCUAUUGCCUAAUCAAUCUGGAUUCUCAAAAGAUAUUGAUGGUUAAAUGAUAGUUGAAACAAGACACGAUGGAGGAAUAUGCUUUGAAAAGUCAAUCUACAGUUUAGAUUAGAAUAAAGUUAAUUAUUUGAGUGCGUUAAAAAUGAUAUGA